AUGGCGUGUAUCAAGUGGGUGAACAGAUCGGCGUCGGUGGCGCUGGCGCCGGACGCUCCGUAUAUGGCCGCCGGAACGAUGGCGGGCGCGGUGGAUCUGUCCUUUAGCUCGUCCGCCAGCAUCGAGAUUUUCAAGCUCGAUUUUCAAUCUGAUGAUUGUGAUCUCCCUGUGGUCGGCGAGUCGCAAAGCCCCGAGAGAUUUAACCGUCUCGCCUGGGGGAAAAAUGGAUCCAGUUCCGAGCAGUAUGAUCUUGGAUUCAUUGCUGGUGGGCAUGUGGAUGGCAGCAUUGGCAUCUGGAAUCCUUCAGCGUUGAUCCGGGGUGAGCCAAAUGAAGGAGCUUUUGUUGCUAGUCUUGCAAAUCAUAAAGGCCCUGUGCGUGGCCUUGAAUUUAAUUCCUUCACCCCAAAUUUACUUGCAUCGGGUGCUGAUGACGGUGAGGUUUGCAUAUGGGAUUUGGCCUCCCCAGCGGAACCUUCCCAUUUCCCACCUCUCAAGGGUUCGGGCUCUUCUUUGCAAGGUGAAAUCUCUUAUGUAUCUUGGAAUAGCAAGGUCCAGCAUAUAUUAGCAUCUACUUCACAUAAUGGAAACACUGUUGUUUGGGACUUGAAGAAGCAAAAACCAGUUAUAUCUGUCUCGGAUUCAACGAGUAGACGAUGCUCUGUUCUGCAGUGGCACCCUGAUGUUGCCACUCAGCUAUUUGUUGCAUCAGAUGAUGACAGUUCUCCUGCUUUAAGGCUUUGGGAUAUGCGGAACACUCUGAAACCAGUCAACGAGCUGGUUGGUCACACCAAAGGUGUAAUUGCUAUGGCAUGGUGUCCCAGUGACAGCUCCUAUCUGCUUACUUGUGGCAAAGAUAAUCGAACUAUCUGCUGGAACACUGUCACUGGAAAGAUUGUUUGUGAAUUGCCCUCAGGGAACAAUUGGAACUUUGAUGUCCAUUGGUACCCUAAAAUCCCAGGAGUAAUAGCAGCAUCUUCUUUUGACGGAAAGAUUGGGCUUUACAAUAUUGAGGGAUGUAGCCAUUAUGGGAUCGAAGAGACUGAUUUUGGAGCAGUGCCACUUAGAGCCCCAAAGUGGUAUAAACGGCCCGCGGGAGUUUCCUUUGGCUUUGGAGGAAAGCUUGUGUCAUUUCAUCCCAAGUCCACUUCAGGGGAUUCAGAGGUGCUUUUACACAACCUGGUGACGGAACAAUCUUUAGUGAGUCGGUCAUCUGAAUUUGAAGCUGCAAUCAACAAUGGGGAGAAAUCGUCCGUGAAGUCAUUAUGUGAAAGAAAAUCAAAAGAGUCCGAAUCCGAGGAGGACCAACAGACCUGGGGAUUCCUCAAGGUUAUGUUUGAAGAAGAUGGGACUGCAAGGUCAAAGAUGCUCAACCACCUUGGUUUUAGUUUACCUGUUGAAGAGAAGCCUGCAGUAGUUGAUGAUCUUAGCCAGGAGAUCAGUACACUUCAGCUGGCCGAUGUUGCAACAGACAAAGUGGGGUAUGAGAAAGAGAAAGAGUCUGUCAUGUUUGCUGGAGAUGAUGGCGAAGAUUUCUUCAACAAUCUUCCAAGCCCAAAAGUUGAUACACCUGUUUCAUCGUCUGUGGAGGCCACUUCUCCUCACAAUGCCGAAGAAACCAGACAAGAGCUUGAUGGACUGGAAGAGAAUGCUGACCCAUCAUUUGAUGAUUGUAUUCAGCAUUCUUUGGUUGUGGGAGAUUAUAAGGGGGCAGUUGCACAGUGCAUUUCUGCAAAUAAGAGGGAUGAUGCUUUGCUUAUUGCACAUCUUGGUGGACCUACCUUGUGGGAGAAAACACGUGAUCAGUGUCUUAAACUGAACCGGUCACCGUACAUGAAGAUUGUUUCAGCAAUGGUGAACAACGAUCUCUUGAGCCUAGUAAACACAAGGCCUCUGAAAUAUUGGAAAGAAACACUUGCCCUUCUUUGCACAUUUGCCCAAAAUGAGGAAUGGAGUAUGCUGUGUGAUGUGCUUGCUUCCAAACUAAUGUCUGCUGGUAAUACUUUGGCUGCGACUCUAUGUUAUAUAUGUGCGGGGAACAUAGACAAGACGGUUGAAAUAUGGUCACGAAAUUUGUCAUGUGACAGUGAAGGAAAAACCUAUGUUGACCUGCUACAGGAUUUGAUGGAGAAGACUAUUGUCUUUGCUCUGGCAAGUGGACAAAAGCGCUUUAGUGCAUCUCUGUGCAAGCUUGUUGAGAAAUAUGCCGAGAUUUUGGCAAGUCAGGGGCUUUUAACGACUGCUAUGGAAUACCUGAAACUCCUGGGAUCUGAUGAUUUGUCUCCUGAACUUGUUGUCUUAAGAGAUCGUAUCUCACUUUCUACAGAGCCUGCAGAACAUGCAGCUGCAGCUUAUGAGAACACACAAUUUCAGAGCGAACGGCCCAGUUUCAGCGCUGCUGACACAUCUCAUUCCUUUUAUCCGGAAACAGCACCAUCACACUUGCAGCAGCAUGGUGUUACUGCUGCCGCAUAUGGAGAAAAUUACCAGCAGACUUCUUAUGGAAGAGGAUAUGGAACUGCAACAUAUCAACCUGCUUCCCAGGGCAGUCCUUACCAGCCUGCUGCACCUUCUCAAAUGUUUGUUCCGUCUCAGGCACCUCAGAUGCCUCAGGCAAAUUUCGCUCCGCCUCCUCCGAGCAGUCAACAAGCUGUUAGGACAUUUGUUCCUUCAAAUGUUCCAAUCGUUAGAAAUGCAGACCAGUACCAGCAGCAGCCAACGUUGGGAUCUCAGUUGUAUCCUGGGGCUUCAAAUCCGGGAUUCCAACCUGUACAGUCUCCUGCUCCUCAAGCCCCAGUUGGAGCUCCUAUGGGAAUGCCAAAUGUUGUGGCCCCAACAUCAACUCCUGUGGGAUUUAGACCUGUAGCAAACUCUGUUCACAGACCGAGCAUCAAUUCAUUGCAACCAUCCACUCCUAGCCAGUCGGCAUCUGUGCAACCAGCUGUGGCACCAGUUGCUCCACCUCCUACUGUACAGACAGUUGAUACUUCAAAAAUUCCUGCGCACCAUAAACCUGUUGCUGCAACAUUGACGAGACUUUUUAAUGAGACAUCGGAAGCUUUGGGUGGUUCACGGGCAAACCCAGCUAAGAAGAGAGAAAUAGAAGAUAAUUCAAAGAAAAUUGGUGCUUUGUUUGCUAAACUCAACAGUGGUGAUAUUUCGAAAAAUGCUUCCGACAAGCUUAUUCAGCUGUGUCAGGCGUUGGACAAAGGUGACUUCAGCACUGCCCUGCAAAUUCAGGUGAUGCUCACAACUAGCGAGUGGGACGAAUGUAACUUCUGGUUAGCGACCCUGAAGCGUAUGAUCAAGACUAGGCAGGGAGCAGGUGUAAGAAGUUAA
Messenger RNA from Linum trigynum, 3336 nucleotides. The record is from the annotation of a GenBank genome assembly. NCBI's taxonomy places the organism in Eukaryota, Viridiplantae, Streptophyta, Magnoliopsida, Malpighiales, Linaceae.